This is a messenger RNA of Striga hermonthica, 2202 nucleotides long. NCBI's taxonomy places the organism in Eukaryota, Viridiplantae, Streptophyta, Magnoliopsida, Lamiales, Orobanchaceae. The record is from the annotation of a GenBank genome assembly.
AUGCCAGCUUCCUCAUCAGAGGCAAGGGCAAGGUGGAGAAAGCGGAAAAGGGAGCAACGGGCUGCACGUAAAUCCAAGCUGAAAGAACUCGAGAAUAAUGAUGACACGCUCGAGGAAAAUGAGGAUGAGGAAGACCCUGAUCUGGACCCACCACAGAACCAUCUAGAAACUGAAGAUGUUCCACACAAAGUAAACCAGAUUUCCCGAGAGAAAGAGAGAGAAAAUCUAGCCGAUGGCGGGCUGAGAAUUUGUGAGUUCCCAAUUGCGGUCAAAAGGGUGGUGAAUAGGGCUCACUCGUCUGUCUUCCGAAUUGUUGAGACCGAGAGGGCUGCAAGGAAUGGAGAAAACGGAGGGCAAGGACAACCUGGCGUGCCCGUUUUGGAAAAUAUUUCCUAUGGGCAGCUGCAGGCACUCUCUGCUGUGCCUCGUGACAGCAGUGCUUUGUUGGGGGUCUUUUUGGAUGAGACUGAAAACGGGUCAGUAGUCAUCGCGCCACCUAAGAUAGUUGCGGGCAGUGGUGUUUCUAAACGGCUCGGGAGUGCGGGUCGUGUCCAUAUCGUGCCAGUACAUUCAGAAUGGUUCUUGCCGAAUUCCGUGCAUAGAUUGGAGAGACAAGUGGUCCCACACUUUUUCUCCGGAAAUUCUAUCGAGCACACCCCGGAAAAAUACGUGGAAAAUCGCAAUCUCAUCGUUGCAAAGUACAUGGAAAACCCAGAAAAGCACUUAACUAUUGCCGAUUGCCACGAACUAGUUUCUGGUAUAGAUACCAACGAUUUAGCCCGAAUCAUACGUUUUCUUGAUCACUGGGGAAUUAUCAACUACUGUGCGAAUCCUCUUAAGCACGAGGCCCAUAAGGAAGGGACAUAUUUAUGUGAGGAUGCUAAUGGAGAACUCUGCGUGCCCUCUACUGCUUUGAAAUCUAUCGACAGUUUAAUCCAGUUUGAAAAGCCCAAGUGCAGGCUUAAGGCUUGCGAAGCUUAUCCAGAACUUGCAUGCAGAAGUGAACCGGACACUGACUUUGACUUUACUAUCAGAGAGAAAUUGUCUGAACAUGAGUGCCGUUUUUGUGCUCGGCGUAUUCCCACGAUGUUCUAUCAGUCUCAGAAAGAGGUUGAUGUUGUGUUGUGCCUGGAUUGCUAUAACGAGGGAAGAUUUGUUGCGGGCCAUUCUAGCCUCGACUUUUCCAAAAUUAACUCCAUGAGCGAUUAUGGAGAUGCAGAUGGGGAUAGUUGGACUGACCAGGAGACUUUACUGCUGCUAGAAGGAUUGCAAUUGCACAACGAUAACUGGAAUAAAAUUGCAGAGCAUGUAGGCUCGAAAUCGAAAGCACAAUGCAUUGUGCAUUUUGUACAACUGCCUUUGGAUGGUGCUUCGUUGGAGAAUAUCGAUGUUGAAAGUACAUCCGGGUCAUCCAACUUGUUGGGCCAAGAUGAUGGUCACGAGAGAUGCGAAUCGAAUUCCAACGGGUUUGGCGAGCAAUCAGAUGAUCUGGAAAGCAAAUUUCCUUUUGCGAAAUCCGAAAAUCCUGUGAUGAAUCUGGUAGCAUUUCUUGCUUCUACACUCGGGCCAAGAGUUGCUGCUGCAUGUGCUCAUACAUCUUUAGCAUCGUUAUGCAAAGAUGACAGUAAGGAAGGGAACCCACGUGGCGAGAUUACGAAUUCUAAUAAUAAAGGUUCCGGAAGCCAAAAUGACGAGCAGACUGUUAGUUUAUCUGCUGAAAAAGUGAAGGCGGCUGCAAAAGAUGGUCUUGCAGCUGCUGCUGUGAAGGCAAAGCUUUUUGCCGAUCACGAAGAGCGUGAAAUCCAGAGGUUAUCUGCUAAUAUCGUAAAUCAUCAGCUGAAGAGAUUGGAGUUGAAGCUAAAACAGUUUGCCGAAAUCGAGACGCUGCUAAUGCGAGAAUGCGAACAGAUGGAGAGAACAAGGCAGAGAAUUGCUUCCGAGCGGGCCCUCAUGUCCUCGGCCCAAUUCGUGCCCGGAGGAGCAUCCUGGCCCAUGGGCCCACCGAGCGCCGGCCUGCUAACGCCAGGGAACAGCAGCAGCCAGCAGCAAGUCCACAUGCAUACGAACAUGCACCACCAACAGGGAAUCUUUAGGCCCGGCCCAAGAUUCCCUCUUUCGGCCAUGCAACCAUCAGCAUCAGCAUCUAAUUCAAAUUUCAACCCUCCUUCGAACUCACAGCCUGCCCGAUGCUUAGGCCCGUGA